UUCUGAUUACAACUGUAUUCAUUUACACUCUUUGAUGUUGGAUAAAUGUUAGACAUGAUAAGAGAAUGACAAAAGGCUUAGGGGAGUACUUUCUUUCCCCCUUACAUCUCCACAUAAAAUUUGCUUACUAUGGAAUGUCAGACAUGGUAAGAGAAUGAUGAAAACACAAAUAAAAUUUGUUUAAUAUGGCAAUAUCCUCACUCCAUGAUCAUCCAUGUAGCCAGGUAUGGAUUGACAAGUAAAUUUUCAGUUUCUAUGGUUUGAUCUGGGAUGGCAUCUGCUUGUGUCCCUUCCAAUCUUCACUUUUGGAAUGAAUCUGCUCCUCAAGGUUUCUUAAGGCAUCAGUUGUAUAAGCAGCUAUGCAGCUUUUAUGACAGUUUAGGCUUUCAAUGGUGUAUGUUAAUCAUUCUGUCUCAAACUUUUCAAACUUUACCUUUUCUUUUUUUUUUGGUUCCCUCUCCCUCCCUCCCUCUCUCUCUCUCUCUCUCUCUCUCUCUCUCUCUCUUAGUGCAGGCAAUAUCACUGCUUGUAGCACAGAUUCUUAGGCUCAUUGGAACUUUGCUUCUACUUAAAUUCACUGUCAAGCCACAAUAUAAUUUCAUGAACUUCUUCAAAGCUACAGAUUUGUCAAAAGAUAGGAACUGGCUAUUGGCAUCAGCUAUUGGAUUUGGGUUUCUUUUCUCAUUGGUUUCUAUUAUGUCGUUCCUUGCAGACAAAGCCUUUGAACUCAAGGCUGUCAACAACCCUGUAGUCAAGGAAAUACUUGUCAGCGCCAACAUCUCAAUGGCUACUUUUGUUCUUGUAUGCUGCUUUAUCACUCCCGUACUGGAAGAAAUCGUAUACAGAGGAUUUUUAUUGGCAUCGAUUUCUACCACAAUGAAAUGGCCGCAUGCAAUUCUCGCGAGCUCCACUGUUUUUGCUGCAGCUCAUUUAUCUAAUUUUGCUUUUAAUUAAUAAAAUAAUAUUUUUUUAAAAAAAAUUUAGAA
Molecule: messenger RNA, 986 nt
Organism: Ziziphus jujuba (common jujube)
Lineage: Eukaryota; Viridiplantae; Streptophyta; Magnoliopsida; Rosales; Rhamnaceae
Exons: 2
Coding region: 271-954 (227 amino acids)
Biological process (GO): CAAX-box protein processing
Cellular component (GO): membrane
Molecular function (GO): metalloendopeptidase activity
Source: RefSeq, a predicted model, not a curated record